AUGAAUUCGCACCGCAUACGAUGUGGCCCAGCUGACCAGAUGCACCCAGAACACUCGAAGCUGCAUCAAAAGUCAUCGACCUGGAACAUCAGGAAUGGCAGCGGUACCAGGCCGACUGGAUACCAGGCCGAGCUGACCAGCUCUGGGAAGCCGCCCAGGUCCGCCCAUCAGGGCAGAGCUUCUGCUGAGGAGCCGCCGGAUCCUGGAGCCCUGGGCGCGGCGCUCAGCUUCCCGCGCGUUCUGCAGCCAGCAUCCCAAGUUCGGGCUGCUCUGGGCCUCAGCACAGUCACCGAGCAGCCUCUUCGCUGGAAGUGA
Messenger RNA from Rangifer tarandus platyrhynchus (Svalbard reindeer), 315 nucleotides. The record is from the annotation of a GenBank genome assembly. NCBI's taxonomy places the organism in Eukaryota, Metazoa, Chordata, Mammalia, Artiodactyla, Cervidae.